CCGGCUGCUCGGCAGUUGGCUCGGGAACCGACAGGGGGCGCGCGCGGACGGGCGUUAGGCGGUGGCCGCGGAGCUGCGAGAGGGCGAGGAGAGAUGGCUCAUGGCAACCCCGUGGUGAGGGCGAAAAGCUGGGGUGGGGGGCUAGGAAUAGGGGGGAGAAGCUCAGCUUGGCUCAGGGAAGCGCCCAGGCACGUUUAGACCCUGGGCUUAGCCGGCUUACAAACACCCCACUUCCCUCUUAGGAUGCUAAUGCGCCUGGCUGUGUUUGGGGGUGUGUGUGUCCUUUUGCAGAGGGGGGUCCCCAAAUUCCUUCCCUUGAGCAGACCCAUUAAGAGGCUCUGGGUGGUACUUGAAAGAAUCGCUCGAUUGGGGGAGCAGAAACGGUACAUUUUUCUUUUAAAGCCGCUCCCCCAGUCCUCCUGGCAUUUAACUGAACCGAACCCCAAGAGAUUGGCAUCAAAGCACCCCGUGUCAGAGAGGUGGUAUAUAUCACCUUUCUGUUGUGUUAUGUUAGUAUAAAGGUAAAGGGACCCCUGACCAUUAGGUCCAGUCGUGGCCGACUCUAGGGUUGCGGCACUCAUCUCGCUUUAUUGGCCGAGGGAGCCGGUGUACAGCUUCCGGGUCAUGUGGCCAGCAUGACUAAGCCGCUUCUGGCGAACCAGAGCAGCGCACGGAAACGCCGUUUACCUUCCCGCACCUAUUUAUCUACUUGCACUUUGACGUGCUUUUGAACUGCUAGGUUGGCAGGAGCAGGGACCGAGCAAUGGGAGCUCACCCUGUUGCGGGGAUUCGAACCGCCAACCUUCUGAUCAGCAAGCCCUAGGCUCUGUGGUUUAACCCACAGUGCCACCUGCGUCCCAUCAUGUUAGUAUAGGGCACCGUUAGUUGUAUGCAGUUGUGGGUGAAGACCACCACCAGCCUUGAUUUACAUCGCUUUGAAAGGGAUGGCUAGGAAGAACUAGUCAGGCUAAUAAUGGUCUCUUGGUGCACUUUGAAGCCAGGUUACUGCACUGAAGCUUCCGUGUUUAGAGGCAGUCUACCUUUAAACCUCCAUGUGCACUGGUGGUGGGGAGUGGGAAGGCAGCCAGGGCAGGGCUGUUGUUUUCAGGUCCUGCUUCAGUGAUUCCCGAAAGCAUUUUGGGAAACGGAUGCUGGACUGCUUGGAAGUUUCGGCCAUCCCAGCAGGGUUACACUUUGGUCUAUAUUUUACAUCCUGGGGCUAAUCUCUCCCCCUGCCCCGAAUGUUGCUAAUGGAGGUAGCCUGCAGCUACCUCUCCUUCCAAAGCCCUGGAACGUUUUUGUUCUUGUUGUUUAGUCGUUUAGUCGUGUCCGACUCUUUGUGACCCCAUGGACCAGAGCACGCCAGGCACUCCUGUCUUCCACUGCCUCCCGGAGUUUGGUCACACUCAUGCUGGUAGCUUCAAGAACACUGUCCAACCACCUCGUCCUCUGUUGUCCCCUUCUCCUUGUGCCCUCAAUCUUUCCCAACAUCAGGGUCUUUUCCAGGGAGUCUUCUCUUCUCAUGAGGUGGCCAAAGUCUUGGAGCCUCAGCUUCAGGGUCUGUCCUUCCAGUGAGCACUCAGGGCUGAUUUCCUUCAGAAUGGAGAGGUUUGAUCUUCUUGCAGUCCAUGGGACUCUCAAGAGUCUCCUCCAGCACCAUAAUUCAAAAGCAUAAAUUCUUUGGCGAUCAGCCUUCUUUAAGGUCCAGCUCUCACUUCCAUACAUCACUACUGGGAAAACCAUAGCUUUUACCAUACGGACCUUUGUUGGCAAGGAACGUUUUUAGGUUAGAGAAAAUGAGAGCAAGAGGCGACAUGAUAAAAGUUAGUGAAAUUAUGCACAGCACAGACAAAGUGGACGAGAGAUAGAUAAACUUUAUUCGCCUUAGCCAACAGCCAUAGCAACAUAAAACAAGCAAUAUAUACAAUUAAAAAGACAACAAUGGGUAAAAAGGACAAUCAGAUGACCAAGAUUAUCGUUCAGAUAGUGGCCCUUAAUCCUAUUGCACCCUCGAUAAACCUAGCAACCUUUGCUGUUGUCUGAUCGUUUUGAUCUGAUAAAAGAAAGAACAAUGUGGCAGCAGAUGGGCGGCCUGGGAUGGUAAGUAAGAGUGGGGUGAUGAUCUCAUUCCUCAGAUCUUUAUAAAGGGGACAGGACAGGAGAACAUGAGCCACUGUUUCCAGAUAAAGUGGACAAGAGAAUAGCUUGUCUCCCCCUCUCAUAACACUAAAACUCACGGGCAUCAAAUGAAGCUGAGUGUUGGAAGAUUCAGGGCGGAUAAAAGGAAAAGUUCCCCCUUCACCACAGGACAUAGUUAAACUUUGGAACUCACUUCCACAAGAGGCAGCGAUGGCUGCCAGCUUAUAAGAGGAUUGGGCAAAUUCACGGAGGAGAGGCUGUGCUUUUGUGCAAUGGGUCAGUGGUUGGUGGUCUGAGCCCACUCAGGGUUGGCUGUGAGCAGAAUCCCUCCGUUACAGGGGGCUGGACUAGAUGACCCCUGGAGGUACCUCCCAACUCUAUAAUUCUACUUUGUACUAGUUGCUGGGAACUGCAGGAGGGGAGAAUGCUCUUGUGCUUGGUUCCUGCUGGCAGGUUUACCAGAAUCACCUGACUGGUCACUGUGAGGACAGGAUGCUAGACUAGAUGGGCCACUGGCCUAAUCUAGCAGGCCGUUCUAGGGACCUCAAGGGUCAUUGAGUCCAACCCCCCGCAGUGCAGGAUACAAAAUCGCCAAGAAGGGAGGUAGCACAUUCCACUGUCUGUUGAGCAUUUCAGCCUCCGUUCAUGACUGCCAUGAUGUCCUGAGCUACUCCAGAGCACGGAUAUUUUAGAAGAGCAAACUUAUAAACCUGCUGUUUGAACAAAACCCACAUGGAACAUUUAAUUCGAGGGGCUGUCACGCUUCAGACAUUUAUUUAUUUUUGGUGUUAACUUUGUGCCUGGUUUUAAAUUUGUCGAUGCUACCCAAAUUGUUAACGUGCUUAUCUUAAAACUCAAGAUCGGGAGAUUACUCGCAAAGCUUCUGUUAUUAGAAUAAAUGUUUUGUGGGCGUGUGCCUAACAGCACUAAACUAAGCCUGUGCUGAAAUUAAUGUAAUGUAUUUUCAGGGUAAAUCUGACCUAGUUUGAAAGUCUUGAAAUUUUAGAAAUGACGAUAACACAAGUUUGCAUGUAUUCUGGGGAAGUUUCUGAAGCUUUACAUUUAAGGCACUUUAAAAAAGAAGAAGAAGAAGAAGAAGAAGUGAGGAAAACAAGCUUAAUGUUGCAAAGACAUUUAUUUGCUGGGAAAUGUGGCAAAAUGUGAAAUUAAUAGCCUGCUUUGCACGUCACACCAAGCCACACCAUGACUUACUGUGAAUGCAUGGGGGCCUGAAGAGAAACUUGUGUCGCCUUCACUCCCUCCUGGGUUGUUUUGCUUCUGCGUUGAACAGGUGUGGGGUUAUGGCAUUUGUAUGGCUUGAGAGACAAUGGAGUGUGCCUCUGGGGGUGAAGUCAAACUUCUCCAUUAGCAGCACCAAAGUGACCUCCCUGGGGUGCAAGCCUGGGCGGUGUGUACAUAAUAAUAAUAAUAAUAAUAAUAAUAAUAAUAAAUAAAAUAAAAAUAAAAAUAAUUUUAUUUACAUCCCGCCCUCCCCAGCCGAAGCCGGGCUCAGAGCGGCUAACAACAAUAAAAUAAUACAGCAUUCUAAAAUCAAAUUCAUUAUAAAAUCAGUCCAAAUCAAAUUAAUGGCAACCAUCGGGCUAGAGUUCUGUGAGGAUUACCAAAGGAGGGGGUCAGGCUGUGCCUUGGCCAAAGGCCUGGUGGAACAGCUCUGUCUUGCAGGCCCUGUGGAAAGAUGUCAAGUCCCACAGGGCCCUAGUCUCUUGUGACAGAGCAUUCCACCAGAUCGGGGCCACAGCCGAAAAAGCCCUGGCUCUGGUUGAGGCCAGCCUAACCUCCCUGUGGCCCGGGGCCUCCAAUAUGUUUUUGUUUGAAGACCGUAAGGUCCUCCGUGGGACAUAUCAGGAGAAGUAUGGAAGUCCUGGGCUUCUCAGACAACAAGACCCUCCUCUUGGCCUCGCUGAUGUGGUCCAAAGGAAAGCAGAGCAAGACGUGUUGCACCAGCUUGGCUGCAGGAGUUGCCAGGAAGACAAGUACAAAGCACUAUCCAGCCAUCUCAGGGACUUGAGAUUUGUGUAGGGUUCACUGCUUAGCCCAUUCUUCUCCCUAAGAUGUCAUGCAAGGCAGAGGGUAUGGCUUGUUCCUUGAGGUUUAUUCCUGAAGCCUUUCUCAUGAAUGGGUAUAGCUGCAAGGCAGCAGAAGUUUAGGACCAGAGAUUUCCUUCUCCUGGAUUGUCUACCUUGCCAGGCUGAUGAGCCCCAUCGGCCCCUCAUUUCCUUCGACAGCAUCCUUCGACAGCACAUGCAAAAACCACCUUCUUGACCAUUGGAUCCACUUCCAGUCUUGUUCGCUCAAUCCUCUGGAGCCUGUCUUCACAUGCAGGGAAACUCCCUAACUUGUUGAGCGUUUGAGACCAAUAAUAAUACAGUGGUACCUGGGAUGCGGGUGGCACUGUGGGUUAAACCACAGAGCCUAGGACUUGCCGAUCAGAAGAUCGGUGGUUUGAAUCCCCGCAAUGGGGUGAGCUCCCGUUGCUCGGUCCCUACUCCUGCCAACCUAGCAGGAAGUGCAAGUAGAUAAAUAGGUACCGCUCGGGCAGGAAGGUAAACGGCGUUUCCGUGCGCUGCUCUGGUUCACCAGAAGUGGCUUAGUCAUGCUGGCCACAUGACCCAGAAGCUGUACGCCAGCUCCCUCAGCCAAUAAAGCGAGAUGAGCACCGCAACCCCAGAGUUGGCCACGACUGGACCUAAUGGUCAGGGGUUCCUUUAUCUUUACCUCGGGUUACAGAUGCUUCAGGUUACAGAUGCUUCAGGUUACAGACUCUGCUAACCCAGAAAUAAUACCUCGGGUUAAGAACUUCAGGAUGAGAACAGAAAUUGCAUGACAGUGGCAUGGCGGCAGCGGGAGGCCCCAUUAGCUAAAGUGGUACCUCAGAUUAAGAACAGUUUCAGGUUAAGAACGGACCUCCAGAAUGAAUUAAGUUCUUACCCCGAGGUAGCACUGUAGUAGUAGUAGUAGUAGUAGUAGUAGUAAUAAUAAUAAUAAUAAUAAUAAUAAUUUUAUUAUUUGUAUCCUGCCAAUCUGACUUGGUUGCCCCAGCCACUCUGGGCAGCUUCUAGCAUAUACAAAAACAUAAUCAAACAUCAAACAUUGAAAACUUCCCAUUGGCUACCCUCACCUGGUUUAGCCUGGCAGUCAAAGCCGUUCCUGAGAUAAGGCUGCUGUUGCAUGCUGACAGCUUCUAGGAGCCGCAGGUGAGAGCUGAGUUCAGGGUGGGGACCAAAGGUGGACAAACUACCCCAGAAGGAGCAUGAUGUACUCUCCACCAGAGGUAGUCCCGCUCCCCUCACACCCAAUACACCCCAUACCCCAGGUGUGGGGUGACUUUAACGUAACUGGGCAUUUGCAUGGAAAAAGGAAAAGAACUGUGUUUACCUGCGCCAACUGCUUUGGAACGAACAGGGCAGAAAUUGAAUUGAGGUUGCAGUCCCGUGUACACUUAUCUGGAAAGUGAAACACUAUUGGGCACAGUGGGCCAUGCAUGCAUAGAAGUGGAGAGGGCUCCUUUAAGAACACAGGAAGAGCUUGCUGGAUCACAGUGUCCAGCCAGAUUCCCCGGGGAGAAAUUGGCAAGCAGGACCCGGGUGCAAGACCACUCCCCCCUCCUUUAGCACCCUGAGCGCUGCCGAUCUUAUUGAGAUAUACCUAGGACUCCUGAGACUUCCCCAGCCAUUGCCCAUCCAUGUUUAAACCCUGUUUUGCAGCCAUGAUGGCCAGACCUGUGAAUGUUUUGAAAGGGAAAAUGGGAGAUUCCUCAGUUCUGGACCCAAUGCAACUUCUUUAGUACCACAGAAGGGGUGAAGCUCAGUGGCGGAACGCCUGGUUCACUUGCAGUAGGGCUCAGUUUCAUUCCUCCAGGCAGGUUUGGGAGACCCCGUCUGAAAUCCCUGAGAGCUGCUGCUGCUGCCGGCCAGUGUAGACGUAAUUGCGCUAGAUAUAUGUCAGUGGUCCGACGUGGUGCAAGGCAGCAUCUUCCUAGGUUCUCUCACGGAACUGCAGCACACAGAGACAGGGAGCCUCCUUUUAACUCUUCCCCCCCUUUGUGCUGCACAGCCUAAAUUCUACAAAUCGGUUAUCGACGAUGUGAUUGAAGUUGUCCAGGAUGUCUUUGCGGAAGAAGGGGUCGAUGAGCAGGUCCUGAAAGAGCUGAAGCGGGUGAGUUGAAUGGCUCUGGUUUGCAGUUUCCCUCUCUCUCUUUCUCCCAUUCCUAGUCUGGUCUGAGUAGCCUGUAUUCCUGUUUUCUGCAGAAAUUCCCAAACACUUUCCUUUGACAUCAGUGGUGCAGUGGAGGGUGGGGCAGGGACAAAGCCCCGCUACUUAUUUCACAGCAGGGACAAUAAUAAGAUCUCCUGGACCACUAUAUGUCAAUAGUGCCAAAUAAAUAAAAGAGAAAUUCACCAGAUAAGGCCAAAUUAGUGAGCAAGCUGUUGAGAUCCCCCAAACUCUUCAGCUCCUCAUUGCUAUUCUACCACUACUUGCCACUGAUUACCAGUUUAGUUCAUAUUUAGAGUUUACAGCAUCUGUCUGUGUCACAGGGGUGAAAGGGAGCCAUAUCUAUCUUCAUUUUUUAGUUAAUGAUGGGAUGUAGAACUUCCCCUAAAAAUCAAAAUUCCGGUUAUUGGGUUCUGAAGUACACUCUGAGCUGAGUUUAUGUUCUUGUACUCUGUCUUGCAAUUUCCUCACAAAGAUCAUGCUUCUGGUUCUUGCAUACUUCCAAACGGGGAUGGUCAGGACUUUUUUUCCCAGCCAAAACUUGCCAGAACUCAGUUUCAGCACCUCUCAGGUGGGCACCAUUGCCUUUCAAAGAGAACAAGGGAGGUGUGUUCAUGGUGAGUUCUGGCACCUCUAUUUCUAGAAAAAUAGCACAGAGGAUGGUUAUUAUAAUCUUAGCUGCUCCCCGCUUUCUUGAAUAGAGUCCAGGGAUAGUGCAAUGAUGUUUAGUUUCCUACAGGUUUGAGAGGGAGCAUGCACACCGGAAUCUCUCUGUAUUUCUAUAAUAUUGGUUUGUUCACAGAUAUACCAGCAGAGCAUAGUAGAAGCAAAAACACCCCCCAAAGCAGGUAGCUUAAUCACCGAUCCUGCACCAUAUCCCCUAGAAGCAGCUAAUACAAAGUCUUAAGGCCGUACCCCAGUUAUUCAGAUGACUUCCAUGGAAAACUCAGCUCUUUGCUGUUCCUGGGUUUCACCCUGCAAUUAUUCAUUAAUGAACAAUUAUCACGCACCAGGUGAUUAUUUUAGCAUAGCCAUAGUGAUAGGCCCACCCACAGUGACAGAGGAGGCUAAACUCAACAAUAUAUAAAGCCAACGGGUUAUGUUAGAUCCUGACGGGGAGUAGAAAAAUCAGCUGGCUUAAAUGAGAUCUUUUCACCUUUAUGUGUGUGUGGUUUUAUUAUUCAAACCUCCUUUUCUUGCAGCGCUGGGAAACGAAAGUGAUGCAGUCUAAAGCGACGGAAAGCUUCUUCCGCCACAGCCACCUUCCUCCCCAAUUCACCUUGCACCUGCCUCCCAACUUCCACCAAGCCCUGCAGACGACAACAGGUUGAUGAACGGUCUCUUUCUGCAGAUACUUCACAGUGGUGGCUGUGGGUAGCUCACUGGGGAAGCGUACAUCUGGGCUGCAGAAAACCCCUUGUUCAAUCCUUGUAUGUGAUGGUUGUAUGUGAUGGCAGAGAAGGGCUGCCCCUCAGUAGAUAAGGCUGGGUUAGACCAGGCAGAGCCAACAUGGUGCCCUCCAUAUUUGGCUUCAUUCCAGCUCCCAUCAGCCCCAGCGUGGCUGUUGGUCAGUUUUGAAAGGAGCUGCAGUUUCCACUUUUACUAACGGAUACCUGCUCGGCAAUAAUACCUUGUGAGGCACAGGCUGCAGUUCUAUACCACUGAGUGUAAACCACUGAGCCUCUUGGGCUUGCCGAUUGGAAAGUCGGCGGUAUGAAUCCCUGUGAGGGGGUGAGCUCCCAUUGCUUUGUCCCAGCUCCUGCCAACCUAGCAGUUCGAAAGCAUCUCAGUGCAAGUAGAUAAACAGAUACCGGUGUGCUGGGAAGGUAAACAGUGUUUCCAUGCGCCCUGGUUUCCAUCAUGGUGUUCCAUUGUGCCAGAAGCAGUUUAGUCCUGCUGGCCAUAUGACCCAGAAAUCUGUCUGUGAACAAACACUGACUCCCUUGGCCUGAACGCGAGAUGAGCCCCGCACCUCAUAGUCAUCUUUGACUGGACUUAGCUGUCCAGGGGUCCUUUACCUUUCCCCCUGGAAGUAAGCCCCUUUGAAGAGAGUGGGAUUUACAUACAAACUGAGAGGCGUAGGAGUGCUCUGAAUGAAUUGCAGUCAGAAGUCAAAGUGUGCUGCUGGCUUGAUGACGGAUUAAACAAAGAGAAUACUUGAGGCCUUACUGUAACACCAAGGGUGCUUCAUGACUGUUGCUAUUUUUGGGUGGGAUUCAAUCACGUACCAGCCAGUCUUCCAGUUGGGCAAAUGUCGUGGAUUACGAGGUCUUGUGCAACAAGCUCACUUCUCCAAAAGGUUGGACUUUUUGCAAGAAGGAAAGUGAGGGGGGAAUGUGCUGGAAAGUGUGGGGUGAUAAUCUGUUUUGGUGCAACAUCAUAUCACCUCCCUGCAGACAAAUCAGAAGGCAUGCUCAUUAAAUAGCCAGCAGUGCCUAAUCUCCCUGCAAACAAAUUGUGAUGGAUGCUUAAUAAAGUGGUUGUCUGGGAACGCCCCCUGACGCCAGCCUCUCGCCUCUGCUGAUUUUUGUCAGGGCUUAAUGGUGAUGCAUAUGCAGUGGGAGGAAUCACCAUGCAGGAGAAGACAAAACUUUACAUGAAGCCCUUGUGACAUUUGUUAUUUAAAUGAUAUUCCUUUAGGUGCUGCUGCCGGCAGAGGAAUUCAACAGUUUCCGACAUCAGCAGUGGCGGCGGCCGAACUUGUAUGUAGACUUAGCAUUGCCUUAUGAUUUUUCUUAUCCCCCUCAAAGGCAAAAACCUUAAAUUCUAUAUCAGUAUCAACAUUUCCCAGUUUAACAAUCUUUGGUGAUGAUAAAUAGCCUUGCAAAAUGUCAAUUGUAAUCAAGCAAUCAGCAUUCAUAUUGCAAACACCGGUAAUUAUAGAGAUGCCCAGUCCGUUUUUAAAGAGUUUCGUAUCGAUUGGGGAUGGGGACGACGACCAUUACGCUACUUUUGUCUGCCAUCUUAAACCCAAUUGUAGAUGUGGCCUUCUCUUGGUACAUUUGAGAUUGUUUUCCCUUAUUUCAUUUAUUGUAUUAAUUUAAUAGCUUGUCUCCUAAAAGCAUUUGAAAGCAACUUGCCAUUUAUGUAUUGAAUUGAUGCUUUGCUAGGCUUGUCUGUACGAUGGAUUGGGUCCAGGCUUGCACAUCACAUACUCCCGCCAGUGCUAGAGGAAGACAGCAGGCAGUGAUUUUCGUCAAUUUUGUCUCCCCCUGCAGCCCCUUGGAAAAACUGUCCCAUAGGAUUGUGGGGGACAGCAUGGGAGGUGGUGCUUGUUGCUGCAAAGCAAAGAGGAGUUAGAUCCUGUCUCUCCAUGUGAAUGGAUGGAGCCUUUGUCCAGUCACAGAUGUGCAAGUCUGGAUACAAUCUGCACUCUAAUAACGUACUCAGGAGGAUAAUUUGCAGUAGGAGGGUGGGCAACGUCUUGCAGCCCAAGGGCUGCAUUUGGGGCAACGUUCCCAAGGCCAAACGCUAGGGCUGGGCAGCACCAGAGGCAAAAGUGGGAAGAGCAACAAAUGUAAAACCCAACUUUCUACAGUGGGGUCAUUUCUACAUUACCCUCCUGCAACAUGCCCUGUGUGAGUGUCUGGAGGUGGGUGGCAGCUAACGGAUUAAGGUUGAAUCCCAACAAGACAAAAGUAUUAUUUCUGGGGGACAGGGGGCAGACAGGUGUGGAGGACUCCCUGGUCCUGAAUGGGGUAACUGUGCCCCUGGAGGAUCAGGUGCGCAGCCUGGGAGUCAUUUUGGAUUCACAGCUGUCCAUGGAGGCGCAGGUCCAGGGCAGGUGUCUACCAGCUCCACCUGGUACGCAGGCUGAGACCCUACCUGCCCGCACACUGUCUUGCCAGAGUGGUACAUGCUCUGGUUAUCUCCCUCUUGGACUACUGCAAUGCAGUCUAUGUGGGGCUGCCUUUGAAGGUGACCGAGAAACUACAACUAAUCCAGAAUGCAGCAGCUAGACUGGUGACUGGGAGCGGCUGCCAGGACCCUAUACCAUUGGUCCUGAAAGACCUACAUUGUUUCCCGUUGCAUUUUUAAGCACAAUUCAAAGUGCUGCUCCUGACCUUUAAAGCCCUAAACUACCUCGGCCCAGUAUACCUGAAGGAGCGUCUCCACCCCCAUUGCUCAGGCCGGACACUGAGGUCCUCCUCCAAGGAUCUUCUGGCAGUUCCCUCACUAUGAGAAGUGAGGUUACAGGGAAUGAGGCAGAGGGUCUUCUCAGCAGUGGUGCCCUCCCUUGUGGAAUGUCCUCCCAUUAGAUGUCAAGGGGGUAAAUAACUAUACUACUUUUAGAAGACAUCCCUAUAUGGGGAGGUUUUUUAAUGUUUGAUGUUUUAUUAUGCAUUUAUGUGUGUUGGUUGCUGCCCAGGGUAUCUGGGGCAACCCAUCCAGAUGGGCAGAAUAUAAAUAAUAAAAUAAUAAAAAUUACUGCUACUGCUACUACUAUUUAGCAAAGCACUUGGGAGGUGCUCCAAGCCACCAAGCCCUGUCUAGACUUGUUCUGCAUCUGCUGUAGCUUCAAGGGGGAACUGGGGAAAUGUUUCAGGGCUACAGAAACACAACUGACUGUUUCCAGACGAAAACCAGGCAACAUAUGAUGAGCUGGCAGAUUGAACAAAUUGAAAAUCUUGGCUGCUGUGAACUUCAGGAGGAGGGUUGGCCAAGGCUGCAAGAUCUGGAGGGCACUGGGACAGGAAAGGCUGACGCAAGGACAUGUCCUUCAAAGGACCCUGGGAUUAUUAUAUACUAAUGCAGAGCUUUAUUUUUCAAAGUGACCAAGAUUAGAGUGCCCAGAUAACAAUGUGACAUUCCACAAAUUCUCCAGUAUGAAGCACUAAACAGCUAGUUGCUACAGUAUUGCGGAGCAUUUUGCAAUUGCUAUGGCAGGCAGGAAGAUCCCUGAGUGGUCCAUCAAGACCCUCAGCCAUGUUCCAAGUGAUCCAUUACGGGGAGGUGGGGAUAUUUUAGAGAUACUGGAACAGAACAUGGGCUGCGAUCUACAAAAUCUAACUGAAUUUUUCUGACGGGCUUCCUUUUACUUCAGGGCACCUCCAGGUCUGCCGGUACAAUCUUCACCCUGCCUUCAGGCUUCGCCUAUCCCAUCCAAAUACCCGCUGGCGUGACUCUGCAGACGGCUUCUGGUAAGCAGAGCAGGUGCAGGCUUGGAACGUGGUUGAUACGGUUGGCAGGGUUUGAAGAAGUGUGCGAGGAAGACUGUGUGGAUUUUGCAAUGUGGAAGCUGGCCGUUGAUAAGCUUUAAGGGUAAAGACUGCACCACAAACUAGUUUAAUAAAAAAGGAACAAAAGAAUUGUUGCACGGUGCUUCCAGGCUGCUGCUGUUUUUGGGUGGGAUUCAGUUGCAUCCCAAGAAAUUCAGGUUUGCACAAUGAAAGCUGAUCGUAGACUCAUGGAAUUGUAGAUCAUAGAAUUGUAGAGUUGGAAGGCAGGAAUCUCAACUAAAUCAUCCAUGACAGAUGGCCAUCCAACUUCUGUUUAAGAACUUCUAAGGAAGGAGAGUCCUCCACCUUCCAAGGGAGUGUUCCACUGUCAAACAGCUCUUAUUGUCAGAAAGUUCUUCCUGAGGUUUAGUUGGAAUCCCUUUUCCUAUAACUUGAAUCCAUUGGUUCAGGUUCUUCCUUCUGGAGCAAGAGGAAACAAGCUUGCUCCACCCUCCUUUCCUCCUCCCCCUCCUCCUCCUCCCCCUCCUCCUCCUCCCCCUCCUCCUCCUCUUCUUCUUCUUCUUUGGUGAUCACUCUUGGUCGAGUAUGAUUGUCUUCCAUAAACACAGUCUUAACAGUGAGUCCGUAAGUGACUGUGGAUGCCAAUUCUGGAUUCACACAUCCUUCCACAGUGGGGGCAUAGGUUUCUUGGUGGGAUUUGAUCACGGUGAGGGUUUGCCAAGCGUGCCUUCCUCUUAGCACUUUUCUCCUUUUCGUCCUGAGUUUGAGCAUCUUCAAAGCCCAUGACACCAUUGGUAAAGGCUGUUCUGCAAUUGGAGCGCUCACAGGCCAGCGUUUCCCAGUUGUUGGUGUUUAUACUACAUUUUUAAAGAUUUGCCUUAAGAGAGUCUUUAAAUUUCAUUUGUUGACCUCCAGCAUUACGCUUCCCAUUUUUCGGUUAAAAAUACAGUGGUACCUCGGGUUACGUAUGCUUCAGGUUACAUACGCUUCAGGUUACAGACUCCGCUAACCCAGAAAUAGUAAGGUUAAGAACUUUGCUUCAGGAUGAGAACAGAAAUUGUGCUCCAGCGGCGCGGCGGCAGCAGGAGGCCCCAUUAGCUAAAGUGGUGCUUCAGGUUAAGACAAUUUCAGGUUAAGAACGGACCUCCGGAAUGAAUUAAGUACUUAACCCGAGGUACCACUGUAGAGUAGUUGCUUUCAAAGAUGAUAAUCAGGUAUCUGCACAACACGACCAGUCCAAUGAAGUUGAUGUUGAAGAAUCAUUCCUUCAACACUGGUGAUCUUUGCUUCUUCCAGUACACUGGCAUUAGUUUGCCCUCCAUCAUCCAUGUAACAGCUCUCAUCUACCUGGCUCUUCUAGAUCAACCCCAAAUUAUGGCUUGAAGGCACACAAAGCCACUAUCUGGUUGAAGCUAAGCAGGUCUGGUUGGUUAGUGCCUGGAUGGAGUACUAUCUGGGAACUGCAUGUAUGUUCCAUGAUGGAAGAAAGGGAGGAUAUAAAGUAAGGUUUUGGUUGGUUUGUUUUUAACUGAAGAAAAGAAAAAAGAUCUGGAGGGCCCCAGGCGGACCAUGUAUGUGUUUACGUGUGUUUAACCCUCUGUUAACUGCAAUGUUGAGCUGACUGUUGAUGGAUGAAACUUUGUGGGAGGGAAAAAGCUGAAUGGCAGUAGAGCUGGCAAACCAAGGAAUUUGGCCCACCUCUGGCUCUCUUCCCAAGCAGUUCUGAUUGGCCGUUGAGGGAGACAGGCCUACUCACAAUAUUCAGUUUCUCUUUCUUAGGGCAGCUGUAUAAAGUCAACAUGCCGGUGGUGGUCACCCAGGCCCCGGGAGGUGCAACUGUCCUCCAGAAUCCAGUCCAGCAAAUAUUCCAACAGCUCGGGCGGCAGCCCUCAGGAGCUCAGCCUGCCACCGCUGGUGCCAUGCCAGCGAACGCCUCUUCUCAUCAGGCACCCAGUGAAAACCUGCAGGCCCUGAAUCCUGCUGUAUCUCAGCAAGUGGGAAUGGAAGAGAAGACCUUGCCUGCUGCUGCUGCUGUCAUGCAGGAGGCUAUUGGGAGUCAUGGGAAAGCUGCAGUGGGAGCUCUGGUAAGAGAGCAACCAACCAGCUCCAUGGAGACCCUUCCAAAUGCAGUUGUUCUUGACUUGAAAUUACCGGAAGCACACUGCCCUACAGUGGCCACAGAAACGACGGCAGGAAGCUCUCCCAAUGGGUCAGAAUUGCCAGUCAAUCUUGAGCAGCCGCUGGAUCCCAACGAUAUAAUUGAGCUGAUAAUUAUGGGCAACGAGUUGGAUGACAGCACUCUCCUGUCUGAUGAAGCCAACCUCUCCUUUUCUGAAGAGGUAAUUCAUUUUAAAGCAGGGACAGAGUCCAACAACAUUUGGUGAGCCACAGGUUCCCUACUUUCUUUUGAAGGAUUUCUUUCCAUCUUUCUUCCGUUCAAAACUGCUUGCAAAUGUGAUUUUUAAAAUGUAGCAGAAUGUAGGAUGUGUGCAAAAUUGUGAAAUAAGCAUGCUCUUGGGUAUUUACCAUAUUCUUCCCAUUUAAAAUUGAGAAUGAGGAACUUAAAGGAGUUGGCGUGCACCCAUAAGGGGGAUUAAAUUAGCUGUUCCUACCAGUGGAAGCUGAACAAAGAUUAAACAAGUGCAGUGAGUAUUCCCCACUCCUCCCAUGCCCUCAAAUUGUAUAUGUGGGGGUCAGGAGAAUCUCUGGAACAGCAGAGGUGGGACAGAGAAGGGAGAUUGUUCCAUCGCAUAAGCAGAAAUACUUGUGCUGAUGGAGUGAUCUGCUUAGCACUACCCUGAAUUAUUCCCAUUGCUGGUUUUUUUUAUUUUUUUUUAUUAUUAUAAAGGACUACUUUCUGAAGGUUUUUUUUAAAAUGAGUGUAUGCUUGUGGAAUAGUUUCAUUUCAUUUCGAUUUAUCUUUGUAAAUUUUCAAUGACUGAAAGCUGGGAGGAGGAUCUUAGACUCCUCCUAAGCUCCGCUCCUAGGUUUGACACGGAUAAUAGUUGUCAUGCAUCUUUUCUGUGAGCACGCUUAUGUCUGAAUUGAUCUUGUGAGCCUCUCCCAUAGACAGAAGGGCAAGGCUUCAGAAGUAGUGUGGUGGGCAUUUGUUUGUGAGGAAAUGCUCCCAUGUCUUCAGUGUAGUGCAAAUCUUCCUUCCAGCUAGAGACUAGCGUGCAGAUGGAAGCUGAUCUGCAGACCCAGAAGGAUAUUGCCAAUAAUAUUGAAGAGAUAAUUCAGCUGGAUGGAACAGGUGAUGUUUCUCCCAAGGCAGAAAUAGAAAGCCCAAGAGAUGGGGAAGAUGAGGAACUUGUGGGCAUCAUUGAUGCUGAAGAUCUGAAGGUCCUGGAUGAGGAAGAGGAAGAAGACGGUGAAAACAGUACCUCAGACAAUCAAUCUCUUAGCAGCAGUAGUGAUGUGGAUGAACCCUCGGUUGACAUAAUUGAGGAGGUAAAGCUUUCGAUUCACUUGAAAAUGACUUUCUUUUCACAUCUGUGGCUGAGGCUGAAACUACACACGAUAUAAACUGCUUUCAGUUUCCUUUUUCUUUUUACAGUCAAGCGAUGUAUUAAUUUUAUGAAAUAGAUAAAUGGCAGGAAUCAGAGAGCAAUUUCAAGGACCAAAAGGGGAAAGAUAUUAUAUCUUUAUUCUUGUUUUGUUACUUGUGGACUUUGAUGCCAAUCCAGAUUUGGGCACUUUGAGUCUUUGAUACUCACCUGCAUGCCAUCCAGUUACAUGAUCUGCACUGCAGACAUGAGCAAUUGUGAUGCCCCUGUUGGGGCGAUGGCACCGAUGAAAAAUGUCUCUCCCCCUUUCAUUCUUUUGCUGCAUGAAAAGUCACGCUCUGCCCUGUAGAUUGUCCCACCUGUUUUGCACAUGCAGAAACUGAGAUGGAGACAUCCUCUGUGUUACAACAAACAUGUCCUAUGGCAGUAUUUUGUGGUGGUUCCUCAUAACACUUCCUCAAAAUUCCAGAUAUACUUACACAUCCCAGAGUGGCCACUAUAUCAACCCUUUGUGUUCUUGGAAGGCUGCUACCAUAAUAGAGUUGACCAGUUCUUCUUCUUGUUAUUUAAGAAACAUAGUUCAAUGCCAAUCAGGAAAAAAAAAACCUUUUCCUUUUUUAGGAUCCUUUAAAUUCUGGGGACGAUGUCAGUGAGCAGGAGACACCAGAUGUAUUUGACACCGAUAACAUAAUUGUAUGCCAGUAUGACAAGGUACAGUGAAGAAUGCUUGCUAGUUAAAUGGGCCUUUACAAUUUAAGUCCUCCCAGCCCUGUUAAAUGUUUGGGGAAAAUGUAGCUGCCUCCCUUUUUCACAUCUAACACAGACCUGGGUUUGCCAUGCAGGGAGUUUCUCCACAGGCUGCCGCACCAAUCAUGUUUCCCUGUUGAAAGUUCCUAUAUGAUGCAUUUACACUUUGUGUCUUAAGUAAAACAACUUAGAUGUGCGCUGGAACCAAAUAAUGUGGGAAGUGGACCUAGGAAUAAAUUAAGACCAUUUUAUCUGCUUUUUUGGGGGUAUGGACUGCAAAUACCAUCAGUCCUUUCCAUUGGCCAUGUUGGCUGGAGCUGAUGGGAGCUGCAUAUGGGAGCUGCCUAGUGGGUGGGAAGGAAUGGAGUGUCCCUGGAAAAAGGUGUGGAUGUCUGGAAUCCUGAACAGCUCCCUGCCUUGCAAGGUUGCUUGUUCCACAUGUAAGCUACUUUUUAAGUGUGCAGUGUAGAUAUUUCUGAGUGCUUCUGCUUUUAGUAUAUGAAUUGUUUUUAAUUGUUCAAUAUUUCCCGUUGCUUACCAAGGAAAGCAACUGUUAUUUUAGUGGGAUUUCAAGGCCCCAGUAUACUGCUUUUUGUUUUUUACCAGGUUCAGCGGAGUAAGAACAGAUGGAAGUUCUACUUGAAAGACGGCGUGAUGUGCUUUGGGGGAAAGGACUACGUUUUUUCCAAAGCCAUUGGAGAUGCAGAAUGGUGAAAUGUACAAAAAUAUCCAGAGUGUUUUUUGGGUUUUUUUGUUCAACGUUCGGUAAGAAUAUACUGAAAUGCUUGCCUUCCGAAAUGUGAAAUACAGCAAUGUGAAAAGAGACUUCACAUGAAAAACACAUGUAAAAAAUGAAUAAAUCCUACGUUAACAGUGA
Molecule: messenger RNA, 16682 nt
Organism: Podarcis lilfordi (Lilford's wall lizard)
Lineage: Eukaryota; Metazoa; Chordata; Lepidosauria; Squamata; Lacertidae
Source: the annotation of a GenBank genome assembly